Molecule: messenger RNA, 1563 nt
Organism: Phycodurus eques (leafy seadragon)
Lineage: Eukaryota; Metazoa; Chordata; Actinopteri; Syngnathiformes; Syngnathidae
Product: somatostatin receptor type 5
Exons: 1
Coding region: 307-1305 (332 amino acids)
Biological process (GO): cellular response to glucocorticoid stimulus; neuropeptide signaling pathway; regulation of insulin secretion
Cellular component (GO): membrane; neuron projection
Molecular function (GO): neuropeptide binding; somatostatin receptor activity
Source: RefSeq, a predicted model, not a curated record
GAUAUAUAAAAAGGGCUCCAAGGGAGAAAGAGCGGCCACUCGAGCAUCCGUCCUGUUCAUUUGAAGGGUGUUCAUGCAAAGGCCCAUGCGUGUCGCAGAGGAGCAAAGGACUAUACUUUGACACGUCUUCUUUUGAACAAAUCAAAGGUUUGAGGGGAUGAGGGGAUGUUAGAGAGUAGCCAAAGCCUGAGUUUGACGUUUCGUUUUUUUUCUUUGGGUCCUUCCAUCUGAGUACUUUUUAUCUCGAGAGGUGAGAGAAAGUUAAACGGGAGAACUGCCUGCGAUUUAGUUUUCAUUUCAUGCAGAAUGGAAGUGGGUAUAGACAACUGGACUUACGUGGAUGAACACUUUGACCUCGAGGACCAUAUUGAUGGUUCCCGUGUCCUCAUGGCAAUUCUUUACCUUGCGGUGUGCAUCGUGGGACUCGCUGGGAACUCGCUGGUCAUAGUCGCCAUUUUGAAACUGGACAAAAUGUCAUCGGCCACCACGGUGUACAUCUUUAACCUGGCGCUAGCCGACGGCCUCUUCAUGGUCGGGCUCCCGUUCAUCGCGAGCCAGAACGUUCUGAGCCGCUGGUUGUUUGGCAGCGCGGCGUGUAAAGCGGUCAUGGUGCUGGACGGCAUCAACCAGUUCACCAGCGUCUUCUGUCUGACGGCGAUGAGCGUCGACCGCUACAUGGCGCUUGCCGACCCGCUGAGGUUCGCCUCCUGGAGGACGCCGCGCUGCGCCAAGAUCGUUUCGGCCUUCCUGUGGCUUUUCUCCCUCGUCACCAUCCUCCCCAUGGCGCUUCACUUCUCCGCGGACCGAGGCCUGUGCAUUCCGGAUCUCGUUUCCAACAUGUGGUGGCUGGGCGUCCUGUCUUACACCUUCAUCUUGGGCUUUGCGUUGCCGUUCACCAUCAUGACGGCAUCGUACACGGCUUUGCUGCUCACCCUGAGGUCGCAGCGACUCCAGGCUACCGUGUCCGACCUUGAGAACCACCGGCCGGAGCGUCAGGUCACCAAAAUGGUGGUCGCCGUGGUGGUUGUGUUCGGUAUGUGCUGGCUGCCGUUUUAUACCGUCAACUUUUGCUCCACCUAUCAAAGCAACCUUACUUUUGCCCGGGUCUUUGAGUUCUUGGUCUUGCUGUCGUACUCGUGGAGCUGCGCCAACCCCAUCCUCUACACCUGCUUCUCGGGCACCUUCAGGAGGCACUUCCGGGUCCUCCUGUGCUCAGCCGCUAAGUCUUCUCCCAGCAUGCAAUGCACCACCGAGCGAUAUGACCUAAAUGUCACAGGAGUGCAGGAUGUCACCAUUCUAGCAUAGAGAGACAAUGUCAAAACUAUUUCAUUUCUUGUAUUGCACAAUUGUACACACAUUUGGGAAGAAGUAAACACAUUUAGAUUUGCCUCCAAGAAUGAAGAUGCGCAUUGUUUAUUUUAUUCGCAUGCAAUCUCAUCUGCUCGCGUUUAUUAUGUCAACAGAGAUUUGGGGAUUUUAGAGGUUGUCUCAAGCAGCAAAUUAAUCUGCAGGAUGUAGGUUUAAUUAAUGUUUGUUUUACAUUAGAUUUUAAUUCAUGUACAG